Bombyx mandarina (wild silkworm) is the source of this 2400-nucleotide messenger RNA. RefSeq lists its product as uncharacterized. Gene Ontology annotation, cellular component: nucleus. Gene Ontology annotation, biological process: regulation of gene expression. The record is from RefSeq and is a predicted model, not a curated record. Lineage: Eukaryota; Metazoa; Arthropoda; Insecta; Lepidoptera; Bombycidae.
GUCGCGACGUGCGUAGCGCCUGCGCACGGUACCCGAGCGCCCGAUGUGCGGAGAGGGGCGCGGUGCCGGCGGGACCGGUCGCACGCCGACCUGCCGACCUUACCUACCGUUCACCACACGCACCUAGACUCCACAACUAAACUGUGCAUCAACAAACAUACGAAAGUGUUUCGUGAUCGCAAUGGACAUUACGGACAAAUGCAUCCGAUUCCCGCAAUUGGAAACUGCAUUCGCGACGUGAAUCAUGUUGGACCAAAACUCUUGUGGCACCGGGACACGCAGAAGGCACCAGCGGGUUCGUCGGUACCAUGGCACAGGCGGCAGGCUCGCCGCCAAACACGCAGAAUCUCAACAAACGCCAGCGUCUCUCGCGUCUCCUCGACAAACUAAGUGUGCAGUUGCAAAACAAUAAUUUGUAUCCACCAACACAACAUUGGCCAGCGCUGAACCCACCAUUCCAAAACAAUAAGCCACCUGCAGAUGAGCCUUUAGAUCUCUCGGUUAAGCACGAGCAGCCAUCGCCGGCCCCCGAGAUAACGUAUACAUGCGAAACUUGCGGCCAAACCUUCACCAUGCACGACCGCCUCGCCAAACAUAUUGCUUCUCGACACAGGAAUCGCACUCCGGAGGCGGCGCGGCUAUAUGAAUGCGAGGUAUGCCUGAGACGGUUUGCUCGCUCGGACAUGCUGACCCGGCACGCUCGUCUGCACAGCGGCCUCAAGCCGUACUCGUGCUCUGCCUGCGGUCAGGUGUUCUCCCGCUCGGAUCACCUCGCAACCCACCAGCGCACACACACAGGAGAAAAGCCCUACCGGUGCCCGUCCUGCCCAUACGCUGCUUGCCGCCGCGACAUGAUCACUCGCCACAUGAGGACGCACUCAAGGCGACCGCAGCCUGCUUAAGCCAGACUUUUUCGGCAACUUUUUAUAAUUUCCUAUAGGUGUUAUUUUAAUCAGAUCCCUUAUUAUUAUUAUCAUUAUUGUUUUUGGAGACUGAAUGAUUCAUUCCAAAGUUAAAGUAUCUUGUUUGUUUUUGAUUGGUGUUUAAUAAGUAUUGUGUGUGUUCAAGAGACCCCGGCUUCUAACCAGUAGCUGACCAGAUGAUUUUGGUAAGAACGACACAUCACAUUGCACUAUUGAGAAUUGCACAGUUAAUUUGACUAAGAUUACGUUGCUGCCUUGCGAUUUUUUUUUUGGCCCAGCGAUGUCAAAUAAACUGCACAGCGCAAUGCGAUCUGUCGUCGGUGUUUUUGUAGAGACUUUUGUUGUACCUAUUUUUUGUUUUGUUGCUUUUUUAUUUUCAUCGAUAUUGGCUUGGGAACCAAUUAUGAAGAGGUCAUUCCUGCUCUUCUAUGAUUUGUUGUAAUCAUUUAACUCAGUACGUGUGCCAUUGAGUUUACGAAUGUUAAUUGUUUUUGUAAAUACCUAUUUGUACUUAUACCUAUAGUUGUAUAUACAUAGUUUUUAAACAUAGUUUAUGUUUUUGUUUAAUCAUAGAAUAAGCUUGCAGGCUCUUUGUUUAUCGCCUAAAAAUAUUAAACGAAAAAAAAAAAACUCUUAGGACUAUAAGACGUGCUGAGCUUGACUUUACUUGUUAUGGUCAUUUAAUGAUUUCUUAUUUAAUUAGUAUCGGGAAAGUAAUUGUUGCUUAUGUUAUAAAUAAUCAUUUUUAUAUCAUUAUCUAGGUAUAGUUAAGUACUUAAAAUACAUUUUAUGGAAUAAGCCUCACUCACAGGCAGGCCAUUCUUUUCACAUUGUUUUCUAUGUUAUUUCUAUUUCUGAGUGCCAAAACGUUUUGUUUAAACUCGUGAAUAUUAUUGUUAAAUACUACUUCCAUAUAAUAGUAUUUUCGUGAUGAAGAGUAAUUUAGUUCUGUAAGUGUAAUUAUUCAAAUAUUUAGUAAAUGAACAUCAUACCUGUUAGAUGAAGGUUUUUCAAUCUCUUUUAAAUUAACUCAGGUGUACAAUAACUACCUACUUAUUAUACGACUUACUAUGCCAUGAGGAACAUGAUUAUGUAGGUAGUUAAUUUCUAUUUGUACUUAUAACUCUAUACUAACUCUUACUUAUAAGAGCUGCAUACCAGCAAAAUCUUUACAUCCUACAUAAAGACCAGUCCAGAUGUGCUUUAAGCUCCUUCUGGAAUGAGCUUCUAAAGCGGAAUUCAUAGAAUUACUUACAUACAGGAUAUAACUUUCAUGUUUUUUUGCAAAAUAUGAGAAAAAUACAAAACUAUAUGUAAAUACGUCGUUAAUGAAUAAAAUAUCACCACUAAUUUAGGACGUAAAUAAUGACUUUUAUAAAAAUUACAGAUAUAAAUUUUACUUUUGGCGGGCUGUCGAGUAAGUUUGAGAGUGUUUGACGCUGUUCUAUUUAUUUAAUGCCAAUCGUCAAAAACAUAU